Molecule: messenger RNA, 150 nt
Organism: Funneliformis mosseae
Lineage: Eukaryota; Fungi; Glomeromycota; Glomeromycetes; Glomerales; Glomeraceae
Source: the annotation of a GenBank genome assembly
AUGGUCGUUUAUAAUAAAAAUAUUGAAAAUAAAGAAAAGAAAGUAGAUAUGAAAUUCAGAGUUUCUAUAGUAGAUACCAUUCAUUUAUUGGAUCCUGGUAUACUUCUUUUAAUUUCUAGCAAUGAUGAUUAUUUGCCUGCAAUACUUUAG